This is a messenger RNA of Dichotomopilus funicola, 702 nucleotides long. RefSeq names its product family 61 putative glycoside hydrolase. Bases 1 to 702 code for a protein of 233 amino acids. The transcript has a single exon. NCBI's taxonomy places the organism in Eukaryota, Fungi, Ascomycota, Sordariomycetes, Sordariales, Chaetomiaceae. The record is from RefSeq and is a predicted model, not a curated record.
AUGAAGUCCAUCCUCCCCCUCCUAGCGGCCUCCGCCAACGCACACUACAUCUUCAACAUCCUCAUCGUCAACGACCAACAAAUCGGCGGCGAAUACGACUACGUGCGCCGCAACUCCAACUCCUACAACCCCUCCUUCCCCUCCGACAUCAUCGACUCCCCCGACCUGCGCUGCAACCACGGCGCGCACGCCAACGACGGCACCCAAACCUACGAAGUCGCCGCGGGUGACAAAAUCGCCCUCAAAAUCUUCUUCAACGAGUUCGUCGAACACCCCGGCCCGGGUCUCGUCUACCUCUCCAAAGCCCCCGACGGUACAUCCGUCAGUGCCUAUGAGGGAGACGGGGAUUGGUUCAAGGUUUAUGAAACCGGUCUCUGCGGGAGCAACCCGAGUGUGGACGACAACUGGUGCACCUGGCAGAAGGAUAGGAUCGAGUUUACCAUUCCGGCGUCGACGCCGCCGGGGGAGUAUUUGGCAAGGGUGGAGCAUAUCGGGUUGCAUGAGGGACAUGUUGGGAAGGCGCAGUUUUAUAUUGAGUGUGCGCAGUUGAAGAUUACGGGGGCAGGUGGGGGGACGCCGGGGCCGUUGGUCAAGAUUCCGGGUAUUUAUUCGGCGCAGGAUCCGGGGAUUGCGUAUAAUAAGUGGACGUCGAACCCGGCGCCGUAUGUCAUGCCGGGGCCGGCUGUGUGGGAUGGGAACUAG